CAUCAGUAAUGCGCAGAUGAAGCGUUAUUCCCGGAUGCCUGGUGCCCUGCUGUCGCUUUAAGAAGCGGCGGUGCAGCAGCCGCAUCGCCUCACUCCUUCUCCGGCUCCAUGGCUGCAGGAUGGAGCCUCCUGCACCGGACAGACACUGGCAACUUCCACCUGCCCCAAAGCUGUGAGGGCUCCUAGCGUCUCUGGAGACGUUGAAGGUCCUCUGAAGCUCCAACAUGUCUCUCCCCCCGAGCAGGAAGCCGUCCUCAGGUCAGCGCAGGCGCUCAGUGGGGACUGUGAAUGGCAGAUUCUCCCUCAGCGAGACGUCGAGCACACACCCGGGGAAGAUCAGGGGGGAUGGCAGCCCCGCAGCCCGGACCCUCCCCAACACACCCAGGCGUCAGGUGAAGCUCAGCUGCAGUGAGAACCACGGCAUCAGAGCGCCCCCCCCGGAGCAGUACCUCACCCCCAUGCAGCAGAAGGAGCUCUGCAUCCGACACCUGAGGGCCCGCCUGAGGGACAACGUGGAGAGACUGCAGCACAGAGACAGCGAGGUCUCGGGGCUCCGGGCCCAGCUGCUCCGGAUGCAGGAGGACUGGAUCCAUGAGGAGGUCCAGAGGCUGGAGGCUCAUCUGGAGCUGCAGGAGGCCAGGAGAGAGAUCAGAGUCCUGCAGGGCGAGGUGAGGGCCAGCAGCCAGGAGCCCCACCAGCACCAGGAGCCCCACCAGCAACACAAGGAGCCCCACCAGCACCAGGAGCCCCACCAGCACCAGGAGCCCCACCAGCAACACAAGGAGCCCCACCAGCACCAGGAACCCCACCAGCACCAGGAGCCCCACCAGCACCAGGAGCCCCGCCAGCACCAGGAGCCCCACCAGCACCAGGAGCCCCACCAGCACCAGGAGCCCCAUCACAUACACCAGGAGCCCCAUCACCAGAACCAGAAGCCCCAACCGCACCAGGAGCCCCAUCACCAACACCAGGAGCCCCAUCUACACCAGGAGCCCCACCAGCACCAGGAGCCCCAUCACCAUCAUCACCUACACCAGGAGCCCCAUCACCAACACCAGGAGCCCCACCAACACCAGGAGCCCCACCUACACCAGGAGCCCCACCUACACCAGGAGCCCCACCUACACCAGGAGCGCCAUCACCAACAUCACCUACACCAGGAGCCCCACCUACACCAGGAACCCCACCAACACCAACACCAGGAGCCCCAUCACCAACACCAGGAGCCCCAUCACCAACUGCACCCGCACCCGGGGGCCCGAUCAGGUGGACGCUCUCGUUCCUGCGGCUGCUCCCCUGCUGGGACGCUGCGCCGUGGGGCCCCCCUGCAGCCUGAGGGCCUCCGGGGGCCCCGACAGACUCACCUGCUGCUGCUGGAGGCGGCGCUGCUGUCGGAGCCCAGGAGCCACAACAGCACCAGGGGCCCCUCCUCCUCCCCCACCUCCUCCCCCUGCUCCUCCUCCUACGAGAGGCUGUUUCUGCCCGUCUCACACUCCUGCAGCUGCAUCGCACACACACCUCACACACACCUGUACCUGCACCUGCCGCAGGAGGAGGCCCCGGGGCCCGCCUCCGACUCUCCCAUCCACCCCCCCCCCCCUGUUGAGAAGAAGGUGGAAGUGCGCUCUCAGGCCUGCAGCCCCACCAUCAGCUGGCUGUGCGACGAGGCCCCCACCCCUCUCUCAGAGACACAUUUUCAGUCACAUUUACCCGGCGGGGCCCCUCCUCACAUCGUGGAGCCGCCUGAUAGACAGGAGGAGGUGAAGGAGCCCCUCACCUGUCAGCCCCCCCCCACGGCCCCCCUCCCUGAGAGACAGGACGCUGUGGAGGUGGAGAUAGAGGAUGAUGAGGGGGGGGAGGAAGACGUGGCCCCCCCGCUGUGCCACUGGAGCCGAUACUUCCUGGUGGAUCUUCUGGCUCUGGCGAUGCCGGUUGUCCCGACGGUGGCCUGGAUGUGGGGGGGGGAGCGGGGGGGGGUCCUGCCCGGGUAUCACAUGGGCUCCCUGCUGAGAGGCUGCUGCGCCGUGGCCCUCACCUCACUGAGGAGAGGGGGGGGCAGGGGAGGGGGACCCCCGAACCCUAACGGGGCCACGCUGAUAUGAGACUCGCUGAGAGACCUGAACCUCCUCUUGCGAUGGAAGCUUCCUUUGUUUACCCCAAUAAUAAUCAUGCUGUCUUGAAGCAGACUUUGAACUACCGACUGAGACCAUAAACUUAUUAGGAAAAUGUUGACUGAGGUAAUAAAUCAAGAGAGAAGAGGGAACAUUUCCUCUUAGACUUCUAUGCCCCCUGGUGGACAUUACAGAGAAUGCACUUUCUUUAACACAUUACCACACUUCUUGUAGGAGCUUUUUACAAAGUAGUUAGAUAUAAAGAAAAUAGUCCCUACAUGAAUCUGGGUCAUCAUUUCUGCAAACACGUUUAAGUUGUGGUGCUUCGUCCACCAUCCAAUGGCAUUUACUUCCAUUAUACUGGAGAGAAAACAGACAUUUCUACGCCUCAUAUCUCCAACACAGUGACUCACACCCAAACCCUCCAGGUGAGAGGGCGUACUGUCCCUUUAAGACUCUGCUGACUUCAAUACACUUUGGUUUUUGCCUCCAGUUGGAUUUUUCCUCCUCUUCUAAGAUUUCUAGAUUUGACGUAACGCCCUUGUGAUGUUGUGCUCAUGCCUUAGAGAACAGAGGAUUAGUGUUAGCUCUCUUUACUGGACUCUGCAUGAAGCCCACUGUCCGGACGGGGUCUACUGCUUGAAUUAAAUUAAAUAAAAGCCAAGUUCUGGUUUUAGAUUUACGCUUUGGGAGAAGAUGUUCGGUUUAUUUUAUGGACAUUAAUUGUUUGAAAUUGCUCCUGUAUUUUCAUCAUCAUGUUUUAAAAAAUUGGUUAAAGGGACUAGAGUAAAAAAAUAUCAAAACAAUUUUAAAAAAGUUGUUAUUUAUGAGAUUUUAAAGGACUUUUUAGAAGAAAAGAAGCAUGUGCAUUGAAUGGAGCUCUCAGGUGUGAAACUGACAGGUUGUUCAGAUGUUUUACAAUAAAUGAAACAUGGGAUUAUAA
Trematomus bernacchii (emerald rockcod) is the source of this 3054-nucleotide messenger RNA. Its product is annotated as carboxypeptidase Y-like. The record is from RefSeq and is a predicted model, not a curated record. Lineage: Eukaryota; Metazoa; Chordata; Actinopteri; Perciformes; Nototheniidae. Gene Ontology annotation, cellular component: cytoplasmic microtubule; mitochondrion. Gene Ontology annotation, biological process: neuron differentiation.